GGAAUCAAUAAGAUCCUUAAAACUUUGUUGAGAAUCAAUGGAAGAUUGAACAUUAUAGAAAAGAGAAUUGGAAAUAUGGAGCAGCUAUUGAAUACCAAUUUCACGUUGAACCCUCCAAACUCUCAAAAUAAUAAAAUUUCAAAAUUGCUACCCAUUAAAUCAAUAGAUGAAUUGAACGACUUGGAGCGACAAUUGGAUGAUGACGAAAACAAACAACAACUGUUACAGGUUCUACAAUAUAUUGGUGGCGUGAAUGAAAAAGCUUGUGUUUCUAGAUGCCUUGAACGUUGCUUCACGAAUUAUUGUGCCAUGUUUUGUAGUUGGACUGGCAAGAAGGACAACUUCAGAAUCAAAGAUCUGAAAUCCAUACAUAUUUUGAGAGAUGCAGUGAGAAAUACAUUCCCAAACAUCAAAGACGAUGAAUUCGAGAGGCAUGUAAUGGUUUGGCUACAGUUUGCGAAAACACGUUAUGACAGAGGGAAACAAUAA
Phaedon cochleariae (mustard beetle) is the source of this 489-nucleotide messenger RNA. NCBI's taxonomy places the organism in Eukaryota, Metazoa, Arthropoda, Insecta, Coleoptera, Chrysomelidae. The record is from the annotation of a GenBank genome assembly.